UGCGCGUGCUGCUGCUGCUGGGCCUGCUGCACUGGGCCGGGGGCGGCGAGGGCAGGAAGACCUGGCGGCGCCGCGGCCAGCAGCCAGCCCCCCCGCCGCCCCUGCAGCGGGCCGAGGCGGCGCCGGCGGCCGGACAGCCGGUGGAGAGCUUCCCGCUGGACUUCACGGCCGUGGAGGGCAACAUGGACAGCUUCAUGGCGCAGGUCAAGAGCCUGGCGCAGUCCCUGUACCCCUGCUCCGCGCAGCAGCUCAACGAGGACCUGCGCUUGCACCUUCUGCUCAACACCUCGGUGACUUGCAACGACGGCAGCCCCGCCGGNNNNUACCUGAAGGAGUCCAAAGGUAGUCGGCGGUGGCUACUCUUCCUGGAAGGCGGCUGGUACUGCUUCAACCGGGAGAACUGUGAUUCCAGAUACGAUACCAUGCGGCGCCUCAUGAGUUCCAAAGACUGGCCGCGCACUCGUACAGGCACGGGAAUCCUAUCCUCACAACCGGAGGAGAACCCCCACUGGUGGAAUGCAAACAUGGUCUUCAUCCCCUACUGCUCCAGUGAUGUGUGGAGUGGGGCUUCAUCGAAGUCUGAGAAGAACGAGUAUGCUUUCAUGGGCGCCCUCAUCAUCCAGGAGGUGGUGCGGGAACUCCUGGGCAGAGGGCUGAGUGGGGCCAAGGUGCUGCUGCUGGCCGGAAGCAGCGCGGGGGGCACCGGGGUCCUGCUGAACGUGGACCGCGUGGCCGAGCAGCUGGAGGAGCUGGGCUACCCGGCCAUCCAGGUUCGGGGCCUGGCUGACUCAGGCUGGUUCCUGGACAACAAGCAGUAUCGCCACACCGACUGCAUCGAUACCAUCACCUGUGCGCCCACUGAGGCCAUCCGCCGUGGCAUCAGGUACUGGAACGGAGUGGUCCCAGAGCGCUGCCGGCGCCAGUUCCAGGAAGGCGAGGAGUGGAACUGCUUCUUUGGCUACAAGGUCUACCCAACUCUGCGCUGCCCAGUGUUCGUGGUGCAGUGGCUGUUUGAUGAGGCCCAGCUGACUGUGGACAACGUGCACCUCACAGGACAGCCUGUGCAGGAGGGCCAGUGGCUGUACAUCCAGAACCUCGGCCGUGAACUGCGCAACACACUCAAGGACGUGCCGGCCAGCUUUGCCCCUGCCUGCCUCUCCCACGAGAUCAUCAUCCGGAGCCACUGGACAGAUGUCCAGGUGAAGGGGACCUCACUGCCCCGAGCGCUGCACUGCUGGGACAGGAGCCUCCACGACAGCCACAAGGCCAGCAAGGCCCCCCUGAAGGGCUGCCCCGUCCACCUGGUGGACAGCUGCCCCUGGCCCCACUGCAACCCCUCGUGCCCCACCGUCCGGGACCAGUUCACAGGGCAGGAGAUGAAUGUGGCCCAGUUCCUCAUGCACAUGGGUUUCGACGUGCAGACGGUGGCCCAGCAGCAGGGACUGGAGCCCAGCAAGCUGCUGGGGAUGCUGAGCAGCGGAAGCUAGGGUGGCUGCCUGGAGGAAGAGCUGGUGCUGAGGGGCUGGACCACCUGCUGCCCCGGUGCCACCUUAACCCCCACCGGCAGGUCCCCUCCAACCUUGGUCUGGAUGCUCUGCCAACAGUCUUCCUUGUCCCACGGUCUUCCUUGCCCCUCUCCCUGCAGGAGGCCUAGCCCCAGCUGUGGCCUGGGGACCCUUCCCCAAUGAGAGGCAGCCGAAGAGAAGCACUGGAUUCCUCAGCCACCAGCUCAGACAGCCCCCAGCCCAGCCCCCGUCAAUCAUGCCCUUU
Carlito syrichta (Philippine tarsier) is the source of this 1770-nucleotide messenger RNA. RefSeq names its product NOTUM, palmitoleoyl-protein carboxylesterase (gene NOTUM). The transcript is spliced from 11 exons. The coding region runs from base 183 to 1487 and encodes 434 amino acids. NCBI's taxonomy places the organism in Eukaryota, Metazoa, Chordata, Mammalia, Primates, Tarsiidae. Gene Ontology annotation, molecular function: hydrolase activity. The record is from RefSeq and is a predicted model, not a curated record.